AUGGCUCCGCAAGCUUCUUCAUGCUUCCAGAUACCAGAGUGGAUCUUCAAGAUGGCUGAGAAUGAGCGUCGAUAUGAAAAUGCGAAGCGCAAGGCUGAAGUGGAGCUGGACCGUUGCCGCAAUCACAUCCGCAAGGAGUUUGAGCACCGACGGAAGCGAGCAGAAGAGACGUAUAAGACCGAAAUCGAUGCCAUGCGUCAUAAACUUGACAGGCGGCUAAAAGAUCUUGAGCAAGCGCAAACGGAUAUGGCUGUCACGAAAUUUCGUCGUCUUUCGAUGGAUCAAUCGAUUCGAUCACGUGAAGAACGUGAGAAAAAGAUGCGUGAAGUGAACGAAAGCAGCAAGCAAGUGUUCAACAAUGAAAGGAAACGUUUCUCUGUUGGGUAA
Messenger RNA from Ostertagia ostertagi, 387 nucleotides. The record is from the annotation of a GenBank genome assembly. Lineage: Eukaryota; Metazoa; Nematoda; Chromadorea; Rhabditida; Trichostrongylidae.